AUUGCAAAUAAGUAAAUAACCACCACCCGAAACCUUUAUUCGCGAGAUCUCUCUCACUCGACUGCAAACCCUAAUCCGACGAACUCUCCGUCGCCGCUGGAUCCUAAUCGCUGAUUCGUGGCGGUUUUGUUUUUGAUGAAAUUGGAUUUUAGAUGGCUGGAUAUUCAACGAAAGGAGCUCCUACAAAUGGAUCUGUCUACGUCUCCAAUCUUCCAUUAGGAACUGACGAGAAUAUGCUGGCUGAAUAUUUUGGGACCAUUGGGUUGCUUAAGAGAGACAAACGAACUGGUACUCCAAAGGUAUGGCUAUACCGAGACAAAGAGACCGAUGAGCCUAAGGGAGAUGCUACUGUUACCUAUGAGGACCCUCAUGCUGCUUUGGCUGCUGUUGAAUGGUUCAAUAACAAAGAUUUCCAUGGAAGCACCAUUGGAGUUUUCAUGGCCGAGUCGAAGAACAAAAAUGGAGGUGAUUCGAGUGAGUUUGUUGGGUUCGAUGGAGGUGAUAAGGAAACAAAUGGUGGUGCUGGAAGAGGGAGAGGUCAGGUUGAUUCUACCGCGAAGCCAUGGCAGCAAGAGGGUGACUGGAUGUGCCCAAAUACAAGUUGCACAAAUGUGAAUUUUGCGUUCCGUGGGGUUUGUAACCGUUGUGGAACUGCCAGACCAGCUGGUGCAUCUGGUGGCAGCAUGGGGGCUGGUGGUCGUGGAAGGGGUCGAGGUGGAGGUGCUGAUGGUGGACCACCGGGGAAGCAGGCCGGUGCUUCUACUGGUCUUUUUGGUCCAAAUGAUUGGUCUUGUCCAAUGUGUGGAAAUGUCAACUGGGCUAAGCGUCUAAAAUGUAAUAUCUGCAACACCAAUAAACCUGGUCAGAAUGAAGGUGGUGUGAGGGGAGGUCGUGGUGGUGGUUACAAGGAAUUGGAUGAACAAGAAUUAGAGGAAACAAAGAGGCGCAGGCGUGAGGCUGAACAAGAUGAUGGUGAAAUGUAUGAUGAGUUUGGCAAUCUAAAGAAGAAAUACCGUGUGAAAACACACCAAGCUGACACCAGACCUGCUGUUGCUGCUGGUCGUGCUGGGUGGGAAGUCGAGGAAUUAGGUGUUGAUAGAGAUGGAAGAGAGAGAAGCAGAGACAGGCAAAGAGACCGAGGCGAUAGGCACAGAGAUCAUCACUACGAUAAGGAUAGACGCAGAAGCAGAAGCAGAAGCCGUGAUAGGGAAAGAGGCAAGGAGCGUGACUAUGACUAUGACCAUGAUCGGGACAGAGACCGAGACUAUGGUCGUGGAAGCAGGUACCGUAACUGAGAGAUUGCUCAAAAGUCUUAGGGUUUAUUAGUCUCUCUAUCUUUUCCAAUGUUUUGUCGAUUUAACUUUAUACAACCUCCGUAACAUUCCAAUUCUCUGGCUUUUUCUUUUGAUUGUGUCUUAGUAAAAGUCUUUUUGGUACUUUCAACUUUGUCUGAUUAUGUCUUGAGAAUAUCCCAUGAUAUCCCUUCCC
Eutrema salsugineum is the source of this 1488-nucleotide messenger RNA. RefSeq names its product transcription initiation factor TFIID subunit 15. Lineage: Eukaryota; Viridiplantae; Streptophyta; Magnoliopsida; Brassicales; Brassicaceae. Gene Ontology annotation, molecular function: RNA binding. The record is from RefSeq and is a predicted model, not a curated record. Bases 153 to 1295 code for a protein of 380 amino acids. The transcript is spliced from 8 exons.